GGAUUAACAGUGGGUAUAAAGGAUCUUUUUGGGGUGAUAGACAUGUUCUAUCUGCUUUGUGCUUUAGUGUGAUGGUUGCACAACUUGGUAAAUUUGCUAAACAUCACUGUCCACUUGAAAUGGAUUAACUAUCAGAUAUACAAAACAUACCUCAUAAAGUCAGAGGAGGCAAUGUGAAGGGUGUGAUGGAGGAAGAGAGAGAGACACACAGAGAGACAGAUGAGAAUGGCUGGAGCCAGGCUGUUUGGAUCUGAAACCUGGCAAGUCUAACCUCUUUGCCUCAGCUUCCUGUUAGUAAAAUUGGGAAAAAUAAGUUACUAAUCACAAAACAGUGUUGGAAAGAUUGUGAUAGUACAUGAAGAAUACUAAACAGAAUUUGGACCAUAGAGAGGACUCAAUAAAAUAUUAGCCAUAAUAAUAAUAAUAAUAGUUAUUAUUGAUAGUAGUAGUUAACCUACCAAGGAUCCAGCUCUGAUUUAGAUAACUUAAUUCAAACCUUGGAGAAGGAUUGGAAUGCAGUUUGCGGUUGGCAAUUACUAGUCCUGUGGACAUGACUUUUGGGGUAUCUGAAAGGCUAAAACACAGGAUUUGUCAGGCAUAUGCAGGCUGGGGGAUUGGAGCACUGGAACCUUGCAGACGAAAGCUGCUUCUUCAUGACAGCGUCGUAUAUAGAGGCAUUAGCUGCUGCCCAUAAACAUGGGAGCAACGUGAUAUUUUAACCCCAGUCCAACAACUUUUUAAGGUUAUAUCCCACAAUGGAGCAGGUCCUCCUGGGGCAGAGGACAGGUGAUCUGGAGGCAUGGAGGAGGGACGCCUUGCCUAGGAGGGUUUCUAGAGGAAGAGACAUCUCAGUGAGACUUAAGAAUCCCCUGACAUUUCCCAGAUAAAGGGUGAGGAGAGUUACCCAGGCAGAGGAUAUAGCUUGAGCAAAACUCAGAGGCGACAUGGAGCUUGAUGAAUUCAGUAAAGGGCUGAUAUGAAGAGCAGAGUAAUAAGAAAUAAGGCUGGGGUCCCAUGGAGGGCCUUGUGAGCCAUGAUAGAGAAUAAAGAAUGUGGAUUUCUCCUGAGGACAGUGAGGAUCAGUGAAGAAGCCUAAGCAGGUGCUAGGACCAGCUCAGAUACCUUCAGUGAGGUGGUCCCAAUGGCACCCCCACACCACACCUUGAGGGAUCCUGCUCUGUUGAUUAGGAGAAAAUAAAUGCCUUCCUAGAUGUUUGCCUUUAGCCUGCUUGAGCGCAGGCGCCCCUCCAAGGACCACAUCCCUACUAGUGUCUGGCAGAAAAACUGUUUCAUGUUUCCCACGAGGGGCAUAAAAGGCAUCAUGUGGUGGCGGAGAGCCUGUCUGUAAGGCCAGACCUCAGAGAAGCAGAGGACUUGUAAAUGCUUCAUACACUCCACCCUGGGUGUCUGCUCUGGCUGAGAGCCCAUUAAUAAGCCCCAGCGGCUGAGGGGCAGGUAUUGUGCCGGUUACUAUAGCAUCACCUUGGAAAGGAUCACUCCGUGAGAGCCACGGGCUGAGUGAGGCAGGAGGGGGAUGUGGUCAGAAGCAGCAGGAGGGGCUGGAGAAAGGCUGCAGUUGCUGUCGCUGGUCUCAGGACACCUUGUGGGCUGGAGCCCACUUCAGCUUCUCCAGCUGCAGCCCCAGGGAGGGAGUGAGGCUGCGCUCAGCCUGAGAGUGGCUGCCAGAGACAGCGCCACAGGCUGCUGCUGAGCUUGUAGCUUUCAAGGGACUGAAUUCCCAGCCAGACACUACUUGGCCUCUUUUUGCGGGGAGGGGGAGCGGUUUGUCUCCUCUUGAAAGAUCUGGGCUGGGUUUCAUCUCCUUUUUGAUUUUAAGUAGUUACCUCCAUGAGAACUGACUUCAGGGUGUUCAUCGAGGGAAGCAGAGUGGUCCCCAUGCUGGAAAUGAGAAAGCAUGACAGUUUCUGAGACUUGACUCUUAGUGCUCGGAGGUCCCCCAUACCCAUUCAAAAUGCCUUUUAAAGCAUUUGAUACCUUCAAAGAAAAAAUUUUGAAACCUGGAAAGGAAGGAGUGAAGAACGCCGUGGGAGAUUCGUUGGGGAUUUUACAAAGAAAAAUCGAUGGGACCAAUGAUGAAGAAGAUAACACUGAGCUGAAUGAAGAAGGAAGGCCAGUGCAGACUUCCAGGCAGAGGCCCCCACUCUGCAACUGCCACUGCUGUGGCAUCCCCAAGCGUUACAUCAUUGCCAUUAUGAGUGGGCUGGGAUUCUGCAUUUCCUUUGGGAUUCGCUGCAAUCUUGGAGUUGCCAUUGUGGAAAUGGUCAACAACAGCACUGUAUAUGUUGAUGGAAAACCAGAAAUUCAGACAGCACAGUUCAAUUGGGAUCCAGAGACAGUGGGCCUUAUCCAUGGAUCUUUUUUCUGGGGUUAUAUUGUGACACAAAUUCCAGGUGGUUUCAUUUCAAAUAAGUUUGCUGCUAACAGGGUCUUUGGAGCUGCCAUCUUCUUAACAUCAACCUUGAACAUGUUCAUCCCUUCUGCAGCCAGAGUGCAUUACGGCUGUGUCAUGGGUGUCAGAAUUUUGCAAGGUCUAGUGGAGGGUGUGACUUACCCAGCCUGCCAUGGGAUGUGGAGUAAGUGGGCACCACCUUUGGAGAGAAGCCGACUGGCCACAACCUCUUUUUGUGGUUCCUAUGCAGGGGCAGUGAUUGCCAUGCCUCUGGCUGGGGUGUUGGUACAGUACAUUGGAUGGGCCUCUGUCUUUUAUAUUUAUGGUAUGUUUGGGAUUAUUUGGUACACAUUUUGGCUGCUGCAGGCCUAUGAAUGUCCCGCUGCUCACCCAACAAUAUCCAGUGAGGAGAGGACCUACAUAGAGACAAGUAUAGGAGAAGGAGCCAACGUGGUUAGUCUCAGUAAAUUUAACACACCAUGGAAAAAAUUUUUCACAUCGUUGCCAGUUUAUGCAAUCAUUGUGGCAAAUUUUUGCAGAAGCUGGACCUUUUAUUUGCUGUUAAUAAGUCAGCCUGCUUAUUUUGAAGAGGUCUUUGGAUUUGCAAUAAGUAAGGUGGGUCUCUUGUCAGCAGUCCCACACAUGGUUAUGACCAUCAUUGUGCCGAUUGGAGGACAAUUGGCUGAUUAUUUAAGAAGCAGAAAAAUUUUGACCACAACUGCUGUCAGAAAAAUCAUGAACUGUGGAGGUUUUGGCAUGGAGGCAACCUUACUCCUGGUGGUUGGCUUUUCCCAUACCAAAGGGGUGGCCAUCUCCUUUCUGGUGCUUGCUGUAGGAUUUAGUGGCUUUGCUAUUUCAGGUUUUAACGUCAACCACCUGGACAUUGCCCCGCGCUAUGCCAGCAUUCUCAUGGGGAUCUCAAAUGGAGUGGGAACUCUCUCUGGAAUGGUCUGUCCCCUCAUUGUCGGUGCAAUGACCAAGCACAAGACUCGUGAGGAAUGGCAGAAUGUGUUCCUCAUAGCUGCCCUGGUGCACUACAGUGGCGUGAUCUUCUAUGGGGUCUUUGCUUCUGGGGAGAAACAGGAAUGGGCUGACCCUGAGAAUCUCUCUGAGGAGAAGUGUGGAAUCAUUGACCAAGAUGAGUUAGCUGAGGAGACAGAACUCAACCAUGAGAGUUUUGCAAGUCCCAAAAAGAAGAUGUCUUAUGGUGCCACCACCCAGAAUUGUGAAGUCCAGAAGGAGAAAUGGAGAGGACAGAGAGGAGUGACCCUCGAUGAGGAAGAGCUGACGUCCUACCAGAAUGAAGAGGGAAACUUCUCAGACACAGCCUAGUGUCUGAAGGGCACUUCCAUCUUCUCCUCACCUUAGAACCAGAAAGUAUCCAUACCUAUUACCUUCCCCAUAGCCUGGCUUGCCGGAGAGUCAAUAUGGGGACACUGGAGGUAGGAGGGGGAGGAAAGGAAACCUGACCAGCAAUAGAGAAGAGAAAAGAAAAAUAUCUUGCAAUGACACUUAUGGGUAUGGAGCUUGCUCUCAGUUGACAAAAUGGGUAUAAAAAUAUAAUAUUUUUGGAUUGUCAGUAGACUCUUCUCAAAGAAGAGUUCUCAAAGUUCAGUUCUCAAAGCUCUGAACUUAUUCAGAAAGGAAUGACUAGAAGAAUAAGGGAGACAAUACCAUGCGAUGCAAAGAAAAAUGGAAGGAAUUGAGCAUAUUUGGCCUGGAGCAGAGAAAACAAGAGCUGUCAUCACAUUUCUGAGGGCAGCCACGCAGAAGAGGGUUUCCUAUUCCUAAUAAAGGCUACUGCUCAUGGGGACCCUGCAUCGUGCCAGGAGCUUUAUAAACAUUCUCAUUUCAUUUCCACACCUCUAUGACAUACAUUUAUUAUCUUCAUUUUACAACUAAGGAAGCUAAAGCAACACAAUAUUGAUUUGUCCGAAGGCCAGGGCUGAGAUUCACAGGGUCCAAAAUAGGUGGCAGUCUUGGGGAAGAAGUUUUCACCUCAGUAUAGAGAAGGCACAUUUUUUUAAUAUUGAAAACUGAAAAUGGAGAGGGUGGUCUUGUGGAUAAUUCCCUAUUUUGGCAGGCAUGGAGAAUGGGAAACAUCUGCCAUAUCAACAUCUGGUUUGAUAUGGCAGAAAGCAUUGUCAUUGUAGCAGGGGCUGGAUUCAAAGAUCCUGGGUUCAGAGAGAGGUUAGAACAUAAAAAAGAAAAGAAAAGAACACAAAAAGAAAAUAAAAAGGAAAGAAAGAAAAGGAACAAUGAAAAGGGAAAAAGCUGAAUAAGAUGGCUAAAUUUCUAAGAAUCUGGUGUCCAGAAUGGCUGAGAAGAAGUAAAGAAGGGUUUGGCUGAAUUUCAACCCUUCAAAAUAUCAAGAAUUUAGUUAAGUAAAUAAUGUCUCAAAUUACUUAUACAUCUUUAAGACAUUUAGUAAUUUAAGAAAUUGGUUCACAUGUUUUAUUAGGUAAAAUUCUCUUGAAAGAGUCUUCUGUUUUAAAAAAUGUAUGUCUUUAGACAUUUCUGCUGGUCAUAUUUGGAAGUUUGAUGAAACUACGCACAACUAUGAUUGAAGUAUUCCUAAUGAGUGUAUUUGGAAUGUUACUGAGGAAAACCAUAAUAAUAUGGCAGUAAUUAUAUAGGGAAAUGAAAUGAGAGCAUGAUAGAAAACACCUGUGACAACUAGACCAACAGUGCUGAAAAAUUCAUCUUUGAUCACAUAAGGCAAUAGCGUGGAUACUCUCUGGAUAAAUCUUAAAAUUUAAUGACAUUAAAAAAAAUUUAAAUUGGCGCAUAAAGGAUUGUUUGAAAAUAAAAUUAUUUUCCUGUUUAUUGGUUUGAAAUUUUCAUUUCUACUUUUGGAAGAAAAAUAUAAUAUUAAAGAAAAAAUUAGCUUUACUUGUAGCUUAUUAUUAUAAAGUGUUUUUUGUAAUUUCUUCUAUAUACAUUUCUGGUCCCUUAUUGUACCAGCAGAGUUGUAGUGUAUUUUUAAAAAAGAAUAAUUUUGAGAGUAAAAAGGAAUUGCCUGACUCUCUAGUAAAUAAUAUCCAAUAUAUCAUUGUAUAUAAUUUAUGUUAUAAUAUACUUUUAAAUGUAUUUCAUGGGUGAAUGCAUGUAAGUCCCAUAGAACAGUUCCUGGCAUGUAGAAAGUGCUCAAUAAACAUUAGCUAUCAUCUUG
Messenger RNA from Felis catus (domestic cat), 5582 nucleotides. RefSeq names its product solute carrier family 17 member 8 (gene SLC17A8). Gene Ontology annotation, cellular component: excitatory synapse; synaptic vesicle membrane. Lineage: Eukaryota; Metazoa; Chordata; Mammalia; Carnivora; Felidae. The record is from RefSeq and is a predicted model, not a curated record. Gene Ontology annotation, biological process: regulation of synapse structure or activity; transmembrane transport; monoatomic anion transport. Bases 1973 to 3742 code for a protein of 589 amino acids. Gene Ontology annotation, molecular function: L-glutamate transmembrane transporter activity; neurotransmitter transmembrane transporter activity. The transcript has 12 exons.